GUCCAUUCGCGCGAAGCGGUUAGUUGCUGAAAAUGUCCUAACUUUUCCCCUGUUUUAAACCUUGUUGAAUAAAGUGUAUAGAUGCAAACUGUCCCUGACUGGAUGCGGUGAUCUGACGUCACCAAUAAUAAAGUCAUCCCGCCGCGUUUCAAACGAAGGGUGGCAGCGGAGUGAAUGUACAAUUGUAAUAUAAAGUAAAUAGCCCUGGCCCCUAUUGACUGAAGAUAACUGAGUGGUCGACCAGAAUGGCUCCUCAAAAACUUGUCAUCAAGUGUGGGAACGUCGCCGUGCUGGUGGACGUGCACGCACUGCCCCUGGGCGCCCGGGAAGAGGACACCAGCUGGUUGACUGCGGAGCACCUUGAGGAGGUAGCGGUGCUGGUUCAGGGUGCGGUGGAGCAGAGGGUGAAGCUGCAUGCCGAGCGCCUCCAUAAGCCGGCCAAGCACAGGAAGGAACUGCUGCCCGCCAAGGCCUUUAGCGCUACUGGUACAAGCUUCAACCUGGUGGCAAAUUUUCUGAAGAGACAUUACAACCUCAGAUGUCUUGUAAAAGAUCGCUAUGGAGAGCUGCGUGUGUUUCCUGAGCGCGGCGUGGUGUGUGUGAGCUGUCCGGAGGAUGCCUCGGCGCGGCCCGGUAACCCGAACCAGGCGGCGAGCGAACGGGGCGAACAAAGCCGCUCAGAAUAUUUUUCCAGAGUGGGAGGAACCCAAGAGCCCCUCAACAGCUCCGUGAAAACAAAGAGGAGCGCACUUCAAAAGAUGGCCAGACACGUUGGUGUCAGAACAGAGAUCCGUGGCGCGGGGAGCUGGGGGGCGGUUCACACAGGAGACACUGCUGAGGGCCAGGGUGUGAAGCCUUGGGCUGGGGGGCACCCUGGGGUGAUGGAGGACCCUGGCCCUGGAAAGCCUCUGGGAGUGGUAGAGCACCCUGUGGAGGGAGGCCACCCUGAGGUGGGAGGGGGCCUUGGACAGCACCCUGAGGUGGGCAGGAACCCAGGGGUGGGACAGCACCCUGAGGUGGGCAGGAACCCAGGGCGGCACUCCGAGGUUGUCGGGAAUCCUGGGGUGGUGGAGGGCCCCGGACAGCACCCUAAGGUGGUAGAGCACACUGGCCCUGGACAGCACCCUAAGGUGGUAGAGCACACUGGCCCUGGACAGCACCGUAAGGUGGUAGAGCACACUGGCCCUGGACAGCACCCUAUGCUUGUCGAGCACCCUGAGCCUGAAUCCGUCCCUCCGGAGAAGGUAUCCAGUCCUGCAGAGAUCUCCGUCCCUGAGCAGCAGACCCGCCUUACCUCCCCAGUGGACCCCCAGGUCCAGGUGGUGGAGGAGAGGAGGAGCAGGAAGAGGAGGAACGCUCCCUCUGAGAAGGAGCCCCGGGCCAGACCCCACGGCGACACCGCCUCCUCCUCCCAGCAGAAGCUGGCGCAGAAGACCCGAGGCGGCAAACGGGCCAAGGCCGGCAGCGUCACCGGGGAGCCCCUCACGCCCAGCGCCAAGAGGACGUGCCUCGGAGCCUCUCCAGGUGUGUCUCCGCCCCCGCAGCCCGCCAUCGCCGGCUCCUCCCAGGCCUCAGGUCGUGACCACCUCCCUCCUCCUCCUCCUCUUCCGUGCCCCCCGCCGCCGUCACCCCCCCCUCCCGCGGUGGGAGCCAAGGCAGCGUCUACGGCUUCCCCGGGCCCCGAAGAAACCACAGGGGAAGCGGAGCUGCUUACUCCAGGGAAACCGGCCUCUGGGCUCCCUGUCACCAGCAACGGCACCACGGAGCAGGCAGACCAAAACAGGCCGGCCGCAAGUCUGAGGGGCCCGUCUGUCAGGCCCCCGUCCCCGGGCACGGCUAUUAGUUCCAGAUUCCCGCUCCGGGGGCAGCAGGGGAGAGAGAAUGUGGCCAGGACGUCCAGAAUGCGACGGCUGAAGAGGACCUGAGUGUGGGGUUACAGUGUCGCUGAUUGAUUCUGUAUGUUGUGGCAGUUAACAUGGUGUCAGGUUAGAUGUUAUCUCCUGUGUGUGUUUGUGUAUGUCUAAACUCUCACAGCCUACACACACUUGACAUAUAAUUGCAUUUUUUGCUACACGUGCUUUGUGCGGAAUCCACUUACUUACACACACAUGCAGACGCACUUAUUCCCAUGUUGUUCUAAUCACUGUGCUUAUGCACGUACACGCACAUACUUGACACACUCCCCUCCUCACAUUCCAGCCCCUUCACUUAACCAGACAUGCACUCACACACAUACACAAACAAAUAAAAAUGCUUAACAUCUUGUGGAUAUCGAUACGUGAGAUUUGCUUUUUGUCAAAUAGUUGAAAAGGCUCCACCCAGAUGUAGCGGUGGUCAGGAAGGGGCUUACGAAUUAAAGUGAAUAAAAACCUUUAAUUGGA
Gadus morhua (Atlantic cod) is the source of this 2381-nucleotide messenger RNA. It is a transcript of the gene slx4ip, whose product is annotated as SLX4 interacting protein. The record is from RefSeq and is a predicted model, not a curated record. The transcript has 9 exons. The coding region runs from base 246 to 1925 and encodes 559 amino acids. NCBI's taxonomy places the organism in Eukaryota, Metazoa, Chordata, Actinopteri, Gadiformes, Gadidae.